UCGUUGCAGAUGUGUCACACUUCAUGCCUGGCUCGCGCUUCAAUUUAGUUUACAUUCACCGCACACGCACCGAUACACACACGUUAUUAGGGCAUUGUAUUAGGAGCAGGGCAAUGGCUUCCGUGAGUGUGGUAGGACCAAGACAGCAUCGUCCUAGCCCAGACCAGGAGUUUUUCUUUAAGGAAAUAACGGCCACCGGGAAUAAGAAAAUAACGUUACCGAGGAAAUACUCCCUGGAGAAUAUGGUGACCAGGAAGAUAUCGGUGAAGCGGGAGUGCGGUUCGGUGUCGGUCUUAUCAGCAGUCACAGCAACCCGAAUAAACCCGUCCCUGACCCCGGCACACCAACGAGCAGCAGCCGAGGUAGGAGGGGGGAAUCCCGGGGUGAGAAGUGGGGCUCAGCCGGAGCUGGUGCCACGUAGCUUCGACAGAGAACGCGACAGCAGCAGGCCUGAUUGUGGGCACACGGAGAGAGACAUGACGGCGGCGAGGGAGGACACUGGUCAAAGCGGACGGAGGGCAAGCGGCAAUGACUAUGCCGAUGACGGAGGGAGUUCACUGAAGACCGUCACAAAUGUUCGUUCAAGCACAUCGGCCAACGAACAGAUAGCAGAUGCCAAGUGUGACAGAUCAAGCGCGCCCACAAACGGACACACUGGCGCACACUCACAUCGGGACCGGCCAGUCAGGAUGCGCGCAUCCCACAGCCUCCCUGGUGAGACCACCGGGCCGGGUACCAAAGGGGACACCGGGGGGCCACCGAUGGAGCGGUUGACACAGGGAAGGACAGGGGUCGUUAAACUCGCGCGCACAGAACCACACCGGAAGGAGGCCUGGUCAAUAUUUGCCUCCCAGGAGCAGGAGGACCCACGCGUGCGUGCGGAGACAGGGGAGGGCCACCUGUUCUGGACCAGAACAGUUACUCAGGACUGGUGCGACGUUUGUAACAAGCCAAUCAACGCCCAGCAGGCGCUCAAUUGUAAAAACUGCAGCUACACCUGUCACCUGGAGUGUGAGGGGCGGGUCCAGCUGGACUGCAACCAGAGAGACAGCAACCCACAGGAAACUCCAUCUCCCAGAAGACACUGCUCCACGCCUCCUCAGUACAAGCAGAAUGAGGUCAAAGAGGAACAGGAGGGAGGACCCAAGGCUCUGUCAGAGAAAGAGGUGCGUGCCAGGAUAGAGGACUACAACUCUAACGUCUCAGAGAAUGGCAUGAAUCUGGCUGCUGAUGGUUUGUACACUGGCUUCAUUAAGGUCCACCUCAGGCUGAGUCGGCCAGUCACGGUGCUUGCUGUGGAGGGUGCGGGAUUAGAGGAACUGUCAGGCAAGCCAGACAGACGCGGUCGACCAAUGACGGUGUCAGAGGGCCAGGGAGCGGGGUUGAGUGACAAGCGGACGUCGUUCUACCUUCCCAGUGACUGUGUGAAGCAACUCCACAUCAGUAGUACUACCACAGUCAGGGAGGUCAUACAGGGCCUGCUGAAGAAGUUUAUGGUGCUGGAUAACCCACGCAAGUUUGCCCUGUACAGACAGACACACCGCGAUGGACAGGAUCUGUUCCAGAAACUUCCUCUGGUGGAGUGUCCUCUCUGUCUGAGACUGGUGGCAGGGCCAGACCCUGAGCUGCUCAGCUUUGUCCUCAAGGAGAAUGAGACCGGAGAGGUGGAGUGGCAUGCGUUUUCAGUUCCUGAGCUGCAGAACUUCCUGGUGAUUCUGGAGAAGGAGGAGACUGAGCGUGUGCGAUUGGUGGAGCAGAGAUUCACAGCUUACCGACAGAGAUUGCAGAAGGCACUAUGCGAGCAUCAACCCUGAUCCCUCACCCUUGAUCCCUCAUCCCUAAUCUCUCACCCUGACCCUUCAACCCUCACCCUUCUGUUGACCCAGGGAGAGACAGGAGACCACUGAAGCUCACAGACUACUAUUCUCCCCUCAUUACACGGUCAGCCCCCCUCCAUGGAAAGGGAAAAGGGGACUGAUUAAAGGGUGAGUGGGCAGGAUUCUGGAACAUAAUCAGUGUUUCCCUGGGAGGUGAAAGACACGAUGAACUGACGGACCCUCUGGGCUCAUAUAUCGCAUUUUGGUCUGACAAUGUGACCUGAUGGGGCCUCCUAAUGUUACAUUGAAUCUCAGUUUGGUCUGAUUAUGUUUUCAAGAUUAUACUGCUGCUGCUGCUACUGCAAGUGUUACUUAUUUACUUACUUAUGUAUUUACUAAGGCAUGAGUCUCACCCUGCUCUAUCUGCCCCAGCGCCCCUGCAUAAAGAUUCAGAUGGGCUAGAACAGACAUUACCAUUCAAAACAACGCUCCAUGGUGGAUGGAUCAUUGGGAAUGUUCCAUUACUUGAUGUUUACGAUAUCAACUCUCAGGUCGUCCCUGCAUGCCUUCUGUCCAGGGUCGAGGGUAGGUUAGAAGGGUAGGAGACGGGUGGGUAUGCUUGAGUUGCGAAGUAGGGUUGAGAUGCUGGGGUAAAGCUAUGUUCGUCUUCAUCUUCAGACUCCUCUCAUAUCAGUCCCAGGGAUGUACACCAGUGUUUCUCAUAGAACUGCUCUGCUGAGCUAAGGAGGCAACAGAAGAAAACCUGAGCUCUCUAAUCCUAAUUGAUUUAUCCAGCGCUGAAAUAACCCCUCUAUCUCAGGCGGCUAACUUUCACUUAAUCCUGCAUCUCCAUCUACCUUGGGUAACCAUGCUAGUGUGGGAGGUGUUGUGCAAAUAGAUGUGUAUAUCAUAAAUAGAUGCUAUUCCCAUAGACACUAGUCUCUUCAGAUAGCCAUUGAGUACCCUGACUACAUUCACAUAAACAGAGACAUAUGUCUUCUGUACCUGUUAUUCAUUCACCCAUCCUACAGAAGCUAUGUCUUCUGUACCUGUUAUUCAUUCACCCAUCCUACAGAAGCAUACCGUAUGUAAACAAUGAGUAGAUUUCUUCAUUGCAUGAAUCAUCUGCUGGAGUUUAAAUCAUUUUCAAACAGUUGAUGUUUUGACUCUUCAUAUACUCUUCACCCUUCCCUCAUCAAUAACCUCUGACCUUUAUCUCCUGAACCCUAACCUGGAAAUGUACAUUUCUCCUGAUGGAAGACUGCUUUGCUGCUGUUCCCAGUGUCUGUGGAGAAGAUAUGCAGCUGUAGCUACUGUUGUUAGAGGCCUGUUAGAGCCAGACACUCUGUGCUGCUGUGAUGGGCCCCUGAAGCCCUGCUACUGAGCCGACUGUUACAGGACCGAGUGAAUGAGGAACUGAUGCUCAAACACUGAUUAAGGGUCAAAAUGUCAUCUGCCAGUAGUUGUUCCUGGUCAGUUCAUGUAGUUGGGAAAAACUCCUGUUCCUAUAGUUCAUUGAGCUGAGAAACCCCAUUCUGGUGAUCACACCAAAGUUAAGAGGGACAGGGGCCGUGGGAUAUAGCUGACUGAAAAGAUGACGUAUUGUAGGAAAAUACUUUUUUGCACACUAAUUCUGGCCACAGAUUGGUCUGCCAGUCUGUAUAGUAUCCUAGAGAAGGAGCAUGAAAUUAGUGAUUUUUUCUUUCAUUUUUUUAAGGGAAAAUGAUCAUACAAUUAAUGUUUAUCUGAGUCUGAUGCAUAUGUAUAUAUGUAAACAUUGGAGGACAAAUUAUUAUUAUUGAUUAUAACUAUUGUUAGUUGAAUUGGUGUGUGCGUCUGGGCUGAAGAUAAAGGUAUAAAUGUUAUAUGAUAGUUCAUAUCUAUGUAUUCCAGUCAGUCUCUCUCCUCGUCCAAAAGCACAUGCCUUCCUGAUGCUGAGCCCCUUCAUCAAGCCUGUUUUAUUCCUGCCCUCACAGGGCUUAUAGAAGCCACACAAACAGAUCUGAGACCAGACUACAUGUCAACGAUGGAAACCAUAAGAUUGUGUGUGUGUGUGUCUUUGUGUGCUUACAUCUGUGUGUGUGUUAUUUAUUUUAUGGUUCACCCCCUUCGGCUUGGUGUUAAGUGUCAGAGGAUGUGGGCAAUCAAUGCUUUCCAAUAAUCUCUUAGUUUGGUUUAUCUGAAGAAUCAGAUGUGUAUAUAGAUAUCUGUAAAGAAAAUGAAGAAUUAAAUAAAUGUCAUC
This is a messenger RNA of Oncorhynchus gorbuscha (pink salmon), 4059 nucleotides long. RefSeq names its product ras association domain-containing protein 5-like. Gene Ontology annotation, cellular component: nucleus. Gene Ontology annotation, biological process: signal transduction. Bases 24 to 1814 code for a protein of 596 amino acids. The record is from RefSeq and is a predicted model, not a curated record. The transcript is spliced from 6 exons. Lineage: Eukaryota; Metazoa; Chordata; Actinopteri; Salmoniformes; Salmonidae.